Molecule: messenger RNA, 2410 nt
Organism: Nothobranchius furzeri (turquoise killifish)
Lineage: Eukaryota; Metazoa; Chordata; Actinopteri; Cyprinodontiformes; Nothobranchiidae
Product: E3 SUMO-protein ligase ZBED1-like
Molecular function (GO): protein dimerization activity
Source: RefSeq, a predicted model, not a curated record
AAUGGUGGCUGUUAAUAUCGUCCCAGUAUUAUUUAUAGAACCGAUACCGAUAUGCUAACAAAUGACUAACAUCGGCCGAUACUGAUACUGAUGCAGAUAUAUUGUCCAUCUCUACUGCCGAUGACUUCCUCCUGUUGAACAACAUGUCCCUGGAAUUUAUUUAAAAUGUACCAACCGUGAUGUUAAAUAUGAGCUUUUCCAAAUCUUGAAAUCUUUCUCUGGCUCCAAAUAGAGAAGAUAUCAUUGAGGUGAUCUUGGAUGUCAGACCAGGACUGAAUAUCUCUACAAUUUGUUUGAGCUGCCUUCACCAACAUGUUUUGAAAGAGCAGGGAAACCACAAAAUGUUUGUUCAAGGUAAGUAUGUGAGGUAGGGAUGUGCAGCUCGAUACUAAAGUAUCGAUACUCCGAUUCUGGCUAUUUAUGUUUUGAAAUCGAUUCUGUCAUUAAAGUAUCGAUAUCUGAGUGAUUUAAAGUUAUUAAUUGGCUGGUCAUUCUUCAAAAAUUACGUUUUUUUGACCAGAACUACUUCUUCUUCCGCCAACCGUGGUGCGGCACAAUAUAAAUGCCUUAACCCACCACUGGGGGGCGCACACUGGGCUCCCUGUUUAUGCUGCCUGCUGCUGGAAGCUCACGGUUUGGAAGUGCGUGGCGUGCGCAGUACUAGUCGCAUGAACGCAAACGGAGUCAUGUUUGGAGCUAUUCUAGUUCUUCUAAUAAAAACGAUGCAGCUUGUGACAUUUGUAGGAAGACUGUGAGGCAUUGUGGUAACACAACUAACCUAGUUAAACAUUUAAAAAUAAACCAUACGAAAGAAUAUGACGACUUCAUGGUGAGGAGGACAGAAGACGAGAGGAGCGAGCCAGGUGCUGCUGCUGCAGCUAGCGUGAAACAGGCAUCACUCGUGGAGUCCUUUGGUCAUCAGGCAAGAACUAUCCAGACGAUUCUCCAAGAGCAGCAACACUCACAAGAUACCUAGGAGAGAUGAUUGUGAAGGACCUCCAGCCUAUGUCCAUAGUGGAGGAUCAAGGUUUCCAACAAUUUGUGAGAGCUCUUGACCCAAAAUACAAACUUCCAGGAAGGAAGAAACUAACUGAGACUGUUCUUGUAAAUAUGUUCACAGAAUGUAAAGAAAAAGUAAGAGCAUCUUUGAAAAAUGCUUCUAGUGUUGUACUAACCUCUGAUAUGUGGACAUCAGUGUCCACAGAGGCAUAUUUGACCGUAACAUGCCAUCUCAUUGAAAAUUGGCAAAUGAGGGAAUUUGUGUUGGAAACCCAUACUUUCCAUGGAACACACACACAGCAGACAAUAUCAGCUUAGAGCUUAAGCGAAUCACAGAAGAAUGGGGCAUUACUGAGAAGGUGGUGGCAGUUGUUACAGACAACGGUGCAAAUAUGGUUGCUGCAGUACACAAGGCUGGAUGGAGGCAUCAUCCUUGUUUUGCACAUACACUGAAUCUAAUUGUAAAAGCCAGUCUAAAAGCUGUCCCUGAAGUUGUGCAGGUCCUGGAAAAAUGCAGUGCAAUUGUGUCAUAUUUUCACCACAGCAGUAAGGCCACAGAGAAGCUCAGAGAUAUUCAACAACAGUUGAAAGUGGCAGAACACAAGCUAAUUCAGUCAGUAGAAACCUGCUGGAACUCUGUCUGUUCCAUGCUGGAAAGGCUUGGUGAGCAAAAUGAAGCCGUGACCACUGCCCUCUGCCUUUUAGGGAAGAACACAUUGUGCUUGAAUCAGGGAGAAUUGUCCCUCAUCAAGCAGAUAGUUGAUGCACUACAGCCAUUUGAAGAAGUAACACGGGAAGUUUCAUCUGAAAAACAUAUUUCAGUAUCCAAGGUGAUUCCACUUGUGUCACUCAUUCGCAGAGCUGUAUCAGCUUGUGAACGUCAGAGCAACUCACUUGCCACACAGCUGGCACAGCAAUGCCAGCGCAGAUUCAGGGGUGUUGAAACCAUUCACUGUCUAGCUGCCAGCACAUUUGUGGAUGUUAGGUUUAAACAUUUUGGUUUUCGAGACAAAGACAGUGUUGAGGUUAUGAAAAUACGUCUUUGUGCUGAAAUGCAGGAAGUCUAUCAGGCAGGACAGUCAGCUGUCCCUCCAACUCCAGGUUCAGUCUCCACUGCUUGUUCUACCUCAGAAGAACCUUCUGCUUCAGUACCUUCUACCUCAGGGUAUAACCAGAGCCCUACAGCAUCAGGUUCAACUGCAACAAAACGAGGGAUAUGGACAGAUUUUGACAAGCAGGUUAUGUCUAACCAACACCAUCGCUCUGCUUCCACUGAUAUAUUAAUUGAAGCACGUUGAUACUCAGAGGAAAAAUUAAUUCCUCGAGAUAAGGAUCCACUACUUUGGUGGCAGGAGCAUGAACAAACCUUUCCAGCUCUGAGUAAACUUGCAGUAAGAUGCCUGGGAGUUGU